Messenger RNA from Plasmodium coatneyi, 3018 nucleotides. RefSeq lists its product as uncharacterized. Gene Ontology annotation, molecular function: syntaxin binding. Gene Ontology annotation, cellular component: GARP complex. The transcript has a single exon. NCBI's taxonomy places the organism in Eukaryota, Apicomplexa, Aconoidasida, Haemosporida, Plasmodiidae. The coding region runs from base 1 to 3018 and encodes 1005 amino acids. Gene Ontology annotation, biological process: retrograde transport, endosome to Golgi; Golgi to vacuole transport; endocytic recycling. The record is from RefSeq and is a predicted model, not a curated record.
AUGCAAUACGAACGCAUACAGGCCCUGGUGAAGCAAUUCCAGGAGGACAAGUACGUUCUCAGGGCCUACGGGAAGAUAUACGCCCUGAAUAGGUGCAAGGCGUAUAGGAGUGUGCGGGUCGAGGAUGUGGAGAGGCGAAGGCAGCAGGGGGGAGAAGAUGAUCACCCCGCCGAAUUGGACGGAAUUAUGCAGAUCGUGAACAAAACCCUCUACCACUACACAGACGAAACGCUAAACCAGUUCAGUGAAAACGAUGAACAGCUGGAGCAGGUAUACAGGCAGGUGGAUCAUUGCACCACCUUAUGCCAGGACCUGGAAACGGUACUCACCAACCAUAAGGAUGAAAUCACAUACAUUUCAAACGAUAUUAACAAAAUACAGACCAUGACAGACACCAUGACGUACAAACUACACAACAGGAGAAUCACACUGGAGUUGCUAAACACCUACAUCAGAAUUGUUCUAGUAACACCACAACUAAUAUGCGAUAUAUGUGAUGGACAAAUAAAUGAACAGUUCAUAGAAAAUGUGAGAAUACUAACGAGGAAGUUGGAGAAUUGUGAACACUGCUUGUUCGACACCUAUCCUAGUAUUCGCUCCUCCUAUGUGGAGCUAGUAAAGUUAAAAAAUAAAGCCAUAGACCGUAUACAUAGAUUCUUUCGUAACAGUAUUUAUGACAUCGAAUGUAGACGAAGCAAUGUGCACUUCAUACAACAACACUUGGGAAAGUUCCACGAAUUGAAUUCCUUCCUCUACAACAAUUGUAAAGAUGCCUACACCUACCUGGUGAAGGAAUACGUUGCUGUUAUGAACAGAACCUAUUACAACCUCUUCCGGAGCUACAUGCAAGAUUUGGAAAAGAAGAAGGUUCAGUUCAAUGGAGAGUUGACUGUCGGUUGGACUGACGCAUACGUCGACCCUGCCAACGGGUUCAGUGAUUUCCGCGUCGGUAGAAGCGACCCCCUCAGUGACCCCUCCAACUGGCAGACCAACCGAGGGAACUCCACAAACACGCAUGGUGAAGGGAUCAACUCAAAUCUGAGUCUUCUCUCUGCGAAGAACAAAAUGAUGAACAUGCUGGGUUUUGGCUCCAAGGGGGAUGCAACAUCGCAAGACAGGAAGGAAAGUCUUUUUCCUCUCAACAACCGGACGGGCGUUCUGCGUGACUUGGCCUACUACCCGGGGGAAGGGGUGCCCCCCACUGGGGAAACGUCAACCGGGGAAACACCCACCAAUCAGCAUCCCCCCGAAGAGCAUCCCCCCGGAGUAGCCGCCCUGCCCAUUAUCUUCACCACAGACAGCCGCCCCCACUUCUUCGAAUCCAUUUACAAAUCUUUUAGUAAGCUCUUCGUAGACACAGGAACGGCGGAAUACCUUUUCCUCUCCAACUUUUUUCGCAACUAUGACAGUCACGACUUCUUGUUCCUCUACGUCUAUGCGAAGACGCUGACCCUUCACUUCGACUUCAUGUAUUACUACCUUAGCGAAACCUUCGACUUUAUUGCCCUCUUCUGUAUUUAUAUGAUUAACCUGAACAACGGAUGCCUGACCAAAAAGAGGGGUAUCUCCCCCUUGUAUGAAUUUAUUAACCGGAUUCAGAACCUCAUUUGGAACAGGAUCGACUACAUCGUUAGUGAGAACGUCCAGUCGGUCACCGUCAACCAUGGGGAGGUGAACCGCUGGAAGAUGAACCACCGCAUGGCCGAGCAGAGGAGCAGCCCCCUUAACCACCCAAACCAGAAAAAUAGUCUAUACAAUUUUUUCCACCUUAACAGUGCACAAACGGAGGGUGCGUCCAGUGGGUAUGCCCUCCAAGGGGGCAAUACUGUUAAGGGAACCUCUCCUGAUGGGGGGUUCACCACGUCUUCAUAUAACCAUUUCAGUUCAACAGAAGAAGCGGCCCCCAUGCGAAACGCUUCUCUGCAAUAUUCCUGUCCUAACGAGGAAAGUAGCCAAUUGGACAAACGUACUAAAGACGAUGGCGCUCCCCCCUACCGUCACAUACAUCCCAUAGUUAAAAGAAUUGCAGACUUCUACUGCUCCCUAGUUGUUCUCACGAAAUUGUCUUUCCAUUUCGAGAAACAGCACCACGUGCGAAUGUGUUGCGGCGUGCUCUCAUCCGGUCAGAGGGGAAGCCCACAAGAAAAGAAGGCUGCCCCUAGCACAACUACUUUGUGUGACCACCCCGGGGAAGAGCUUCCCAAUGGGGGAGAACCCAUCCCAACAGACCACGAUAGAGGGAAAAAACCAAGUGACGAAACGGACAACCAAGUUGUGUUAAAUGACGGUGGGAAGGAACCCCCCCAGAAGGAACCACCCCAAACGGAGCAGCAAACGGAGCAGCAAACGGAGCAGCAAACGAAGCAGCAAACGAAAGGGGAUCACACCAUUGAAGAAAAAUACAAGCACCUAAAUGACCUCAUCAGAACGUUAGAAGAAAACAUAAUCGACGUUUUAUCUGUCUAUAAAAACCAGUUUGCACAAACGAAAGAGCAGCUCCUCUUUCUCAUUAACAACUACUGCCACAUGGUAGACGUCAUGAAGCACAACUCAAUGGACGAGGAAAAGAUAGACCGCUUCGACAAACUGCUAAACAAAGAAAUCAAUGCGUAUGUAGAAUACCAGCUGAAUCACUAUAUAACGGAUUUGAUUCUGUUUGUCUGUAAACAUGAACAGAUAGUCGACAAGCUGAAGAAAGAUGGCCACCAUCCCAGUGAUUUCACAUCUGAAGUAGAUGUAAAACUAAUGGAAUCUGUGGCGAUUGAGUUUACCAAAAAUUGGAAGAACCUUUUUAAAAACAUCAAACAGGAAGUUACCCUCUCUUUUACCCAUAACGACACUUCAGCACAUGUAGUAAAAACUCUGAACACACAGAUUCUGUUGUACUUCACCAGAUUCCAUCACCUACUCAAGGGGUUCUUCGCCCACGUCCAGCCACCCCCCUGCAUUGAGAACCUGCCCUCCGUUGAUGUCGUCCUCGUGCAGAUUAAGAAGGACGCCAAGGGGGGCAUGAACUAG